This is a messenger RNA of Rodentolepis nana, 495 nucleotides long. The record is from the annotation of a GenBank genome assembly. Lineage: Eukaryota; Metazoa; Platyhelminthes; Cestoda; Cyclophyllidea; Hymenolepididae.
AUGUUACUGAAACAAUCAUCCCUUGAUGAAAAUUUGCCGCCGAUUCGAAGCGUUUUGCACAGGAAAAAACUAAAGGCAGUGGAUUCAAAGAAGUCAGAUAAAAUGAUUAAUGGAGAAAAGGCUGAAUGUGUACAAUCAUUCUAUCAUGAGGCUAGCGACAAGCUAGCCUUAAGUAAGACUUUGAAGGAGGUCGAUAAAUCAGAAAGUGAAGAGUCAGAAAGCGAAAGCGACGCCGAUGAGGAAGUGGAGAAUGAAAGGCGAUUGAGAUUGUCAGAAGUUAAAAAGGAUGAAGGAAAUAAAUUAUUUAAGGAAGGGAAGUACGAAGAGGCUGUGGAGAAGUACACUGCAGCUAUCUCAUUUGCCUCAGAAAACCCCCUUUUCUACACAAAUCGAGCCAUUGCUCUGUAUAAAUUGGGACGAUAUGCGUCCUCUGAAAGUGAUUGUUCAACAGCGCUGAACAUCAAUCCGAAACUUGUCAAGGGCCUCUUCAGGUAA